This is a messenger RNA of Impatiens glandulifera, 1740 nucleotides long. RefSeq names its product carboxyl-terminal-processing peptidase 1, chloroplastic. Gene Ontology annotation, biological process: proteolysis. Bases 20 to 1423 code for a protein of 467 amino acids. The record is from RefSeq and is a predicted model, not a curated record. NCBI's taxonomy places the organism in Eukaryota, Viridiplantae, Streptophyta, Magnoliopsida, Ericales, Balsaminaceae. Gene Ontology annotation, molecular function: endopeptidase activity; protein binding; serine-type peptidase activity. The transcript is spliced from 12 exons.
ACAAGAAUAUAAGAGAGAGAUGAGUGUCCUCUGCAACUUCUCUCUCUCUCCUCCUCCACAAACAAUACUCACUUCUUCAUCUCCUUCACUUUCAUCACUCAACAACUACAAUCAUACUUCUCUAAAAUGGCCUCAAAAAACCCUAAUCGGUGCCCUAACCGGAGUUCUCUCCGUCGGCCUCCUCAUCUCUUCCCCUUCCUCUCCGGUCCUGGCACAAACCUCCACCCUAGACCAGUCUCCUUCAUCCGAGCUUUGUACUGAUGAUAAAACACAAGAGAUUCCUGACACAGCUCCAGAUAUAGUUUCUAAUGAAGAGAUUGUGAAGGAAGCUUGGCAGAUUGUAAAUGAUAGCUUUAUCGAUUCCGGCCGCAAUCGAUGGUCCCCUGAAACUUGGCUUAAAAAGAAAGAAGAUAUUUUGUCAACUUCUAUCAAGACAAGAUCAAAAGCUCAUGAUAUUAUUACCCGGAUGUUGGCUAGCCUUGGUGAUCCUUAUACAAGAUAUCUUUCACCACCCGAGUUCUCGAAGAUGGGGAGGUAUGACAUGACUGGGAUUGGAAUCAAUCUUAGGGAGGUGCCUGGUGAGAAUGGAGAUGUCAAGCUUAAGGUGUUGGGGCUUAUUUUAGAUGGUCCUGCACAUUCUGCUGGUGUUAGACAGGGAGACGAAGUUUUAGCUGUUAAUGGGAUGGACGUCAGGGGCAAAUCUUCUUUUGAAGUAUCGUCUUUAAUACAAGGCCCUAAUGAAACAUUAGUGAACAUUAAAGUGAAACAUGGAAACUGUGGCCCGGUUCAGUCUAUUGAAAUCCAAAGGCAGUCAAUUGCAAGGUCCCCAGUUCUUUAUCGGCUAGAGAAGAUAGACAAUGGUGCUACUUCUGUGGGAUAUAUUCGCUUGAAAGAAUUUAAUGCAUUGGCUAAGAAAGAUUUGCUUACAGCAAUGAAGCGGCUACAAAGUUCGGGUGCCUCGUCUUUUGUACUUGACCUUAGAGAUAACCGUGGUGGAUUGGUGCAGGCUGGAGUUGAAAUUGCUAAGCUGUUUCUUAAUGAAGGAGAGACUGUGAUUUCCACUGUUGGAAGAGAUUCUCUUGACGAAAGAAGUAUUAUCACAGAUACUAGACCUUUAACCACAGCUCCCACCAUUGUUUUGGUAAAUCAAAAUACUGCUAGUGCAAGCGAAAUAGUUGCUAGUGCACUUCAUGAUAACUGUAAAGCUGUUCUUGUUGGAGAAACAACAUUUGGCAAGGGUCUGAUUCAAUCUGUGUAUGAACUUCGGGAUGGAUCCGGUGUAGUGGUCACAGUUGGGAAAUAUGUCACGCCAAAUCACAAAGAUAUAAACGGAAAUGGGAUAGAGCCUGAUUUCCAGAGUAUGCCUGCUUGGAGUGAGGUCUCAAAACGCCUUUCAGAAUGCUCUAGGUCGCGGGAAGGUUAAUUAUGGGUCUUUUCCGCCUUCGACAUCUUUUACUUGGCGAUCUUUGGAUGCUGUGAAGCCUUUUAAGCAUAUCCCUAUUUAUAGUUGUGCCUUGAUUGCCUGAUGAUCAAAAUCAUAAUAGUUUUUUUCCCUUAUUUCAGCCUUAAAACAUUCUAUGUCUUGUGGAAAUUGUAUUUGAAAGGCAUAUAAAAUAUGGAAGAACUUCAUAGUUAAAUAUAUUAGGGCCCAAUUGCUAUCAAGGGUGGUGGUGCAAUUUGUAAUUUCAGGAAUCUAGACAUAAAAACUGUUUGUAGUGAAAAAUCAACAUUUUAUCUCAA